GCUGGAGCUGGAGUAGGCCUGCUCUUCAUUCUGCCAAGGCUGCUUGGAACCCUGCUGGGAGCACCUCGGGCGUCCCCGUUGGAGAAGGUCCUCACAGAUUUGGGCAUCAACUUCACUGCGAUGAUCUUCCUUGGAUUCCUGACAUAUCAGGAAUGGAAUGGUGAAUCAGUACGAUCUCAAGCCAAAGAGGAAGGUGCUUUGAUUGCUCGCCUUCCCGUUCAAGUCAACCUCAAUGGAAAGGAUGUCGAUGUCAAGCUGAGUGAUCUGCGGAAUGGGCGCCAACUUCUUCCUCGGCGGCCUGUUAUCUGCAUUGGAAAUGAGCAAUUCUGCUUGGAUUGUAUCGAUGCCUCACAGAAGGUGGGCGAGGCGAUGGCCCGGUGCGAUUUCCUGCUCAUCCCAGUCCUGAGCACAACCAAUGGCAGGACAGCGAUUUCAGAAGCUGCCAAAGGCAAGAGCUUCGUCGCACUGCCCAAGGACUCCGAGGACUGGCAGCUGCUUCAAGAGAUUCAGCUCGCACAGGUGAAGAGUCAAGGACUUGACGAGGCGACUGGUCAAGCCAUCAUCGUGAAAAAGAAUGGACGAGUUGGCACACGAUUUCUUGGUGUGCCAGACUGGAACUCGCUCACGCAAGAGGUUGAUGCCAGGGUUCAAAUUGGCUUGGACACUGACAACAUUUGAAUGCUUGCGUAACUUGCGGCACCAGUGCAUGCUGACUUCCUAGCUCCUAGCGAAGCUAUGGAGUUUUUUUUUACCAUUUUCCAUCAUGACAAGCAGCCAGCUGUACAAGUGAUGCGGAGCC
Messenger RNA from Cladocopium goreaui, 799 nucleotides. The record is from the annotation of a GenBank genome assembly. Lineage: Eukaryota; Dinophyceae; Suessiales; Symbiodiniaceae.